AUAUCCAGUGCAAAAGCAUCUUCGCACUCCUGCUCGUCGUACUUCUAAUCGCAGUUAUGCAUGACAGAUCUAUGACCACCUGAGGGAACAAGUAGUGGUCAGCAUAUAAUAAAUUAACAAGCUCGACGUCCUGCGUUUCUUCCCUACGGAAAAAUUUGUACUAUUUUUGCGAUUUCUACUAUAUACGAUUACGAUUAUACUUUUGCAAUGGAUAGCCGAUGUUGCCCGACAAUGCAGACGACGCGGAGUUUAUCCAGGAAAAAAACUGUGUAAGUGUAAGCUUCUUGGUGGAAGAGCAUCGCAAUUUUGCUCUGCACGACACAGAAAACCUCCUCCUGUCAUGCGUAGCUAGUACGUGAAAACACGCACGAAAAUUCAAAUUGCCUCUGAUGCAUGUCCAGCAUGACAAGUGUAACAGUUUUGCAUUUUCUGCAACGCAGAGUUACACUUACACAGUUUUUUUCUUCCAUAGAGUUCGUCGGGGUGGUGUCCGUCGUGACGCAGGUGCUGGUUCUGACCCACGAGCUGCUGGAAAGCUACGAGGGGAUUCGAAAUUGGGAUCCGCCACAUCCUGGUAUGUUGUCUCGAAUUCAACAAUUCAUCGACGACAGUACCUCCUCCACCUCCUGUCCGUAUUUCAGCCAAGAGAAUGCCCGGAAAGUGCGCAGCGGGCCCGCACAACCCAAACCGGAAGCCAAACCGGCCGCAAAACCGGGUGCAAAAGCCAGGAACCUGAGCAGCCUGUUGCUGUCUGGCCAGUUGAUCUCGUCCCAGCUGUUUUUCAUGAACGACUUGGACCAGGUCCGGGAGUGGCUGGUGGACUUCGACAAGUACAUUCAGGAGGAAGUUUAUCCUGAGAAAAAACUGUCUCAGUCUCAACUUGUAAUGCGCAACUUCCUUGGGACAGUUUUUUGUCAACAUGCUCGACAUGCAAGAAAGAGAAAGUCGUCUUUGAUCAUAUGUGUUUUCCGUUUUUGUGUUUGACGCAUCACAGGUUUUCCGUGUCAUGCUGAGCAAAUUUGGGUUGCCGAGCCAGACAGUUUUUCUUGCGAUAAUGUUUUUAUCGAGAAGAUUGUUCUUGACGGACGAGAACAGCCAGCGAAUGACCCUGGUGCCUUCUGGUCGCACAACGCGCUUCACAAGAGGAUUUGCGAAUAUGCAGCUCACGAUCCCCCUCAUGGUGAUGACUAUUUCGAGGGGGGGGAUAUCACGUUGGGCCGCCCAGUUGUUGAUGGAACGCCGCGAGCGCCGUGGUCGUGCUUUAUCAAGCCUGAGGCCACGGCAGGGCCGAGCCGUGCGCCCGACGAGAAGCAAAAACGUGUAAAGCUGGAAAGGCACGCUGCGCUCUGCGGCGCGCAAAAACAUUUGAUCGAGCCGCUGCAGAAAUUUCUCGGGUUGGGGCAAGCAGGUGUCAAUGGGGUGCCGUCGAGAGCACAUGUGCCGUCGAGAGAAGAGCGAAGAGGAGACGACUUUGGGACGCAGUUCCACUUGCCCGAAUGGGUUCUUCAACUACUGCAAGAAGGGAAGCAGAAGCUCGACGGAGCGAAACUGUGCAAAAGAGCUUACGUCAAGGACCCCCAGCAUCCGACCAGCGACACCGCUGAGCCCAUGUGCUCCGACGUUCUUCAUACGCGGUCGUGCGAGAUUUUGCGCGUAGACUUCUGUGAAAGAGUUGAGGAUUCGGGUGGUGGCGGUGUUAGCGGACAAUUGGGGGUGAAUCCGAGGAAGUUUUCCGAACUGGGCUCGUCGCACCCAAACAACGGGAAACCUUGCUGCGAAAGGAGCGCAGCCGGCAUCAACGUGUUCGAGCAGGGUUACUUCGAACAGAUAUCAAAUGCAAAUACGUCUGGGUCUGGAAGAAUGCGACUUGUGAUGCUGCAUUUGGAUUCCAAAAAAAUCUGUAUUGCAUGAGCAGCAAAGGGAAUGCGAUCUCUGCUCCGUGGAGUGGGCAUUUGUCAUGCUGAGUAGGCAUCUGCAAGAUGCCCUAAAAAAAUCUGUGAUGCUACGGCAUGCAUUACAGACAUCAUGGCCCAUGCAAAAUGUGCAUGACAAGCUCCGACUCUUCCAGAGCCAGACUUUUUUGCGUUUGAUAACAGAAUCAAAAACCCUUACGCAAAAUGCUUGGCGCGUCGAAUGAGCACACGACGCGACUUCUCUCCGACUCGAACAAAGAUUUUGGCGCAACGCACGAGUUAUGGAUUGCAAACGUGUCUUCAUCUGCGUGGAUCUCUGGAAACAACAAGGAAAACUACCUGUGAAGUAGUAGAUCCUCUGUAAAUAACCGGUUGGGGAUGAUUUUUGCAAUGCUCGAAGGAGCCAACAUGGCUGCUUUCUCGCAUGACAAAUUGAAAGGAACAAGCUAGAGCCCACCUAUUGCUAUUACAAGUUUGGCUUUAUUUCUACUUCCAGAUCCAGACAUAUUUGCAGUGCAUACGAGUUGGCGCGGGAGUUGGUUCUCACGGAAUUGCAGCUCGUCGAAACGUAUGCAUUGCAAAAGUAUCGCACUCGUAGUAAUUGCAGUAGUUAUGCUGCAUUACAAAUCUACAUCCCAAGGUAAAACAGCAUGACAAAUUCCAUUUGUCAUGCUGAGGUAAUUUGUAAUGCAAUCAAGUACUGCUAGUACGACGUGCACGAUGCUUUUGCAGUUCAUAAAACUUAUGCGUUGCAAAAGUUGUAUCGCACAACUAAGACUAACAUUUUAGCAGCACCAGAGAAGAUCUGCGCAUCACAAAUUUGGUCAGCAUGAACAAUAGAAUUUUCGUAUGCUGGUUCUUAGCAUACGAAGAUUAUAGGUCUGGUUUUUAGCGUACGAGAAAGAAAAUCAUACAUGAUUUUUACCAUUACAGUUUGUUAGGAGUAUGAUACUUUUUUUGUACAGGAUAAAGAUCUGAACGCGGUGAGCGAGUUGGGACUUCGUGACGAAGCCGACCUCUUACGAGAAUUCGGCCGAGAAUUCGGCCUUCCGUAUGGGAGUGUCAGGAUUGAAAUCGACAAAUUUGAAACAAUUUGCAAUGCAUAAAACGGAUACCAGUUGGCCCCUAGUUUUCAAGUGGCGCAUGACAAAUUUGAGUAGAACCGAAAUCCAGUCUGUCAUGCUGUCUGGGUAAGGAAGGCGCCUUUUGUGAUGCUACUUUAACAGCUCUAUUUCUACAACCCCUCAACAGGCUUACAAUCUGCCUGCCUUGCCUACUCUACAAGACAGGCAUUUUGUGGGUUGCGUUUUAUGCGUCGCCAACUAUUUCAACUUUGACGAGUUCAAUUAUCCUGACGCUUCCAUAUUCCGGAACCAAGCCCGCGGCACACAUACCAAAAGGUCCAGCAGAUUUUGGCUCCGGAGCGGCAGCGGCUGCAGCACCUGCGGUGGCUGGUAG
Molecule: messenger RNA, 3371 nt
Organism: Amoebophrya sp. A120
Lineage: Eukaryota; Dinophyceae; Syndiniales; Amoebophryaceae
Source: the annotation of a GenBank genome assembly